AAAGAAAAGUGAAUAAGUUACGUGAAAUACUCGAUAAAUUAAGCUAUAUUCAAUUGAAAGAUGUUUACCGUGGCUCAGUUUUUCGAAAAGCAACAGCUUCGUGUGCUUGCAGUUCCGGUUUCCUGGUUGCGCGAUGGGUUCCUAAUGUGGCCAAAACUCCCUUCCAACGAAAAACUGGAGAAGCUACGGACGGGAGGAGUUGAAUUCCAUGGCGCAACAAAGAAAAUUCCGGUCAUCUCAAGCCGGAAGUAUAAAAGUCUACAAGCGGCAGAAGCUGCAGCGGAAGAGCUGUUGAGGCAAGAUGUAUCGGACAUCGAUGCCAAACGGAAGCUACUAAAGCAUCGUAAAGACGAAGCAGCGAAACCUCGACCCCUCAAGAACUACAACAAAAUCAUUCAAGAAAUUUCAACAUCGAAGAAGGCAUUGCAGUUAACUUCAGAGCACCUGGCACAUCAGAAACAAGAUUCGGAAGAUCAAGCAGCUGGGCCGUCCCAUAUAUGGCAGCCGUCAGCUCGGAAAUGUGUUUCCCAGUCUUCUGGGUGUCAGAUCCAAGACCAACAUCUACAUGGACAAAAUAUUGGAGCAUGCAAAAAAGAGCUGUACGAGAGACCUGGCUACCAGACCGCAGCUGCUGGGAUUCGACACACACAGUUGACGUCUACCAAUCCCACGAUAUCAUUUGAAGCUUGUGAAUCCCCAACGGUUGAGCAAAGUUCUUUGACGAUCCCAAUUUCGGAACCUCAAGCUGGAACCUCCAACCCAAUUGCAAGCUACCAACUGAAUUCAUCACAAGUACUCCCAAAGCCACGUAUGAAGGUAGAUCAGUUGACAUGUUCAGCCUCAACAGCCAUGACGUCAGAGAAUCAGCAGGUCCAAUCAAUAUUCGUUUCUGAUGACAACGUCAUUUACAUCAAUACACCAUCAGAUGGUCCGGAAACUAUCAGAACUUCAGUUUCAGACAAUCAAGGGGGAUCGUUCCAAGAAGCAAAAGCAGCAAUAUUGUCACUGAAGUCUGAGAUGGUAGCGCUGGGUGCCACAGUAACCACAUUGAAAAAUGAUAUGACUGCCAUGAGAUCAGAAAUCGCCCACGUGAAAAAUGAUAUUGUCAGUUCUAUCACCGGAACGAUUCGUCAAGUGGUCGUGGAAUGCCUGGAGGAAAGCUUCCCUCGUUUCGCAACAAUCAUGGACAUGGACAGAAGAGACUCAAGUGCUGCACCGGAAGGAAAGUCGGUCGAAGAGCAUAACCACAUUAACGAUGAAGAAGAGUUGAUCAGUUUCAACAAGAUGCUGGCUAACAAGCAAGUGUUCGAAGACUAUGUCAAAUAUUUUACAAAAAUUAUUCCUCCUGCUGCAUAUUAUGAAAAAGGUGAUUCGGCAUGCUAUUUAAUAGUUGACUGUUUGUUCACGCGCACAUUCUGGAAUAGUUUUACAUGGACUGGCAUAAACCGAGGGAAUAAAUCGAAGCGUGGAUUUCGCGAGUUUGCCAAUGUUCUGCAGCUGCUUCUCGCAAUUGUGAGUGUUGGAGAUCCAACCUACAGCAGCUUGAAAUUGGAAUCUUUUUGCAAGAACCGCCUUUUCCGUUACUCCAAAGCCAGGUCAACCAGUAAGCAGCUGAGGAAGUCUACAUGCCGUAAAUCAAGGCUCAAGAGAAAUGACGUAAAUGAAGGUAAUGUGAACGCUGAUCCAGUUCAUGAUGGAGAUAACGAUGAUAGACCGCUCGAUGAUAUGACAACCGACACGACCGAUGAUGAAUCAAACGAGGAAUCGGAUUAUGAUGCUGAAAUGGAAUCACAAGUAGAAACUUUGAUGCAGUCCGACGAAGAUUUGUAGUAGAGGUUCUCAAUUUUUGAUAAGAUAUAUGAGUUUGUUUGAUUUGAUAACAAAAUAAUUAUUUAAUAUUAAUAACAAUGUUUUGAUUUUUAUUAUAUCCAGUAAUUUCAUGUACAUAUAGAAAAGCAA
This is a messenger RNA of Armigeres subalbatus, 1959 nucleotides long. RefSeq lists its product as uncharacterized. NCBI's taxonomy places the organism in Eukaryota, Metazoa, Arthropoda, Insecta, Diptera, Culicidae. The record is from RefSeq and is a predicted model, not a curated record. The coding region runs from base 61 to 1830 and encodes 589 amino acids. The transcript is spliced from 6 exons.